AUGUUCCGCAUCGCGCAACGAAUACUUGCCCAUCUUAACGAGCGACGCCGGCUCCAUUCUGAGAAAGUCGCUCCAUCUCGCUUAAACAAGCAACCCGUGCCACCCCGGCUGCGUACUUUACGGCAACGCAAAGGCAGCAGUGCGGCACCAGGGAAUUUAAAACUGCUCAUGCUAUCAAGACAGUCGAGCUAUGUCCACGCCCGCUCGCUCUUCUCUGCCAUCUACCAACGAAACCCUCGUCUCGUUGUCAAUGAUGACAUGGUAUUGGCUCCAGGAUUUCAAUUGGCCUUGAAGGCCAUGUCUUCGGCUCUGUUGUAUUGCUCGUCUGCGCUGCUGGCAUCUUGCCAAUCAACCUUCGCCGAUCGAGACUAUCCAGCGACUCUUGAACUGGUUGAUGAACCCGUCAUGGACAACAACGAGUCGGCCAAGGAAUAG
Drepanopeziza brunnea f. sp. 'multigermtubi' MB_m1 is the source of this 435-nucleotide messenger RNA. Lineage: Eukaryota; Fungi; Ascomycota; Leotiomycetes; Helotiales; Drepanopezizaceae. The record is from RefSeq and is a predicted model, not a curated record.